This is a messenger RNA of Botrytis cinerea B05.10, 1191 nucleotides long. RefSeq lists its product as hypothetical. The transcript is spliced from 4 exons. Gene Ontology annotation, biological process: proteasome-mediated ubiquitin-dependent protein catabolic process; protein catabolic process in the vacuole; protein targeting to vacuole. Lineage: Eukaryota; Fungi; Ascomycota; Leotiomycetes; Helotiales; Sclerotiniaceae. The record is from RefSeq and is a predicted model, not a curated record. Gene Ontology annotation, cellular component: extrinsic component of membrane; GID complex. The coding region runs from base 72 to 923 and encodes 283 amino acids.
GAGUUGGAGCUACGAUAUCGCACACAUCGUGCCCCCCUGAAGAUGACAGGUCUACUUGGAGCAUACCAGAGAUGGAAGAUACACUCGAUUCUCCGAUUCUAGAUUCAAGAGCUACACAACAACCUACACCUCCACCGCAUGAUUUACGGAGAGUUGACAUGACACCGACUUCUCAAACUCACCUGCGAAACACCAAGAGCAUGGAUAUCGAUGAAGAAACAAAUGGACCCGAUAUGUUAUCCCCUGUCAGUGCGGAAGGAGAUAAACAGGAUGAGGCUGAAAUGCAUACCGCCACUAAUCCACGAAUUGCGUCGCCAUCCUUAGGUUACGACUUUUCGAACGUUAGAUUGUUACCAUCUUCACCAUCUUCCAAAUUACGACCGGGUAGCAAAUUUCAUGGCACACAACAAUCAGAACGGCAGGUCUAUGACGUACAGGUCGAAAUUAAACAUGUCGACAUGAGAGAAUCAUUUUUAUGUGGAUAUUUACGCAUUCAAGGCCUGACCGAAGACCAUCCUACCCUUACGACCUAUUUCGAGGGUGAAAUCAUUGGAUCAAAGUAUUCAUUCUUUACCCAACACGAAGAUUGGGGAUCUACAGAUAAAGUCGACUUAACACACUGGGCAAAGUUUCAAUCCUUCCGUCCUUUUCAGAAAUCUGCGAAGAAAGGAAACUGCCAUAUACCAAAUCUAGCACAACGAGAGAAUAUUUUUAUGAGAUGGAAGGAACACUUUCUAGUUCCUGAUCAUCGUGUUAGGACAAUUAGCGGUGCAAGUUUUGAAGGAUUCUAUUAUAUUUGCUUUAAUCAAGUUGAGGGGAGUGUUAGCGGAAUAUAUUUUCACGCAAAGAGCGAGAAAUUUCAACAACUAGAGUUGAAACAUGUCGAGGAUAGGGGGUGCUUCCAGGCAGUGGAGUUUAGAUGAAUCACGAAACCCCGACUAUUUAGCCAACAUUUCAUGAAUCUCCGAGCGCAAUUGAACAUAUCAAGAAGAGUUUAUUUCCUACGACGAAAAGAGAGCAGGUAUCCGGAGCAUGGUGUUAGGGAUUGAGGAUAUGAUUUUGGAUAUAAGGGUGCGUGCAUAUAAGUGGAAGGAUAUUUUGAAGGCUCGAUUUACCAUUGUCACGGGCAGCAUUGGAUUAUGAUAUAUACCGAUAUCGUAAGCGACAUGUGGAAAACAUCGCAUACUAGCA